This is a messenger RNA of Aspergillus sclerotioniger CBS 115572, 1755 nucleotides long. RefSeq names its product amidase. The record is from RefSeq and is a predicted model, not a curated record. The transcript is spliced from 6 exons. Lineage: Eukaryota; Fungi; Ascomycota; Eurotiomycetes; Eurotiales; Aspergillaceae. The coding region runs from base 32 to 1654 and encodes 540 amino acids.
ACACCAACCCAUCACCCGGACAGCAAACAUCAUGGAAAUCCAACAGUGGGAGACUAUAGUUAAGAAGAAGCAAGUCGAAGCAGCUGCGAAGAUUCCCCUGGCAUGGCGGCUGCCAGCUGAGUUCACGGCCAACAUAUCCGAGAAAGCCUCGAAUAACGUGCUCGACGUGCCUCGCAAGUGUGGCUUGCUAUCUCCAAGGCAGCUAGACAUUACUGAGAGCUAUGAUGCCACGGCAUUGUUGGAGCAGAUUCACUCCGGCAAAUUCACCUCGCUUGAAGUCGCUGAGGCAUUUUGCAUUCGUGCAGCUAUCGCACAGCAACUGACAUACUGCUUGACGGAAACAUUCUUUGACCGAGCAUUAGAACGCGCAAAAGAGCUGGACGACUACCUUCAGUCCACGGGCAAGGUCUGCGGACCUCUGCACGGGUUGCCCAUUAGUCUGAAGGACUGCUUCAAUAUCAAAGGCGUCCCCAGUACUCUCGGACUCACAUCAUUUGUCGCCCACGGCCCCGUCCAAAACAAUUCAGCCGUUGUCCGGAUUCUUCUCGAACUAGGCGCCGUGCUCUACGUCAAAACCAAUCUUCCUCAGGGAAUACUCGCCGGUGAAUCUCACAACCACAUCUUCGGCCGAACACUCAACCCCCAUCGAUCCAACCUCAGCGCGGGCGGUUCUUCUGGUGGCGAAGGGGCAUUGAUCGCCAUGCGCGGCUCGAUUUUGGGCGUGGGCACCGACAUUGCCGGAUCGGUUCGCAUCCCAGCCAUUUCCAACGGCACCUUUGCUCUGCGACCAUCCAUCGAUCGCAUUCCAUACGGCGGGCAGACAGACUCGGCCCGUAAAGGUCUUUCGGGCAUCAAAUCCUGUGCCGGGCCGUUGGCCACAUCGGUUCGAGACCUGGGCUUGUUCACCAAGUCCGUCAUCGACAUAGAUCCCUGGCAAUUCGACUCGUCCGCUAUAUUUUCAACAUGGCGGACUGUUCCGGUGAAGCCGAAACUGCGUCUUGGAUUUGUCCUCGAGGAUCCCCACUUCCCGGUCCUCCCUCCGGUUCUCAAUACGCUGACAUGCGCAGUCACUGUUUUGAAAGAAGCAGGACACGAGGUGAUCAAUCUCGAUAUCCCAUCAAUCAGAGACGCCACUCUUCUCGCUUUCCGCACAUUCGCCAUGGACCCGGCUAGCACUGCCUUGACUCACAUCAAAGCGAGCGGCGAGCCGAAUAUCCCCGCCCUAUCCACAACAAUCCUACCGAACGAAGGCAUGCCAUAUGAAUAUGUCCCGCACACACUUGAGAGCCUGUAUGAUCUGAACGAGCAACGUGAAACUUUUCGCGAGAGCUUCCGGGAGGUCGUGCUUCAAAAUAAUAUCGAUGCGAUCAUUAUGCCGGGAUUGCAGGGGACUGCACCUCCACAUGAUAGUAUGGGAUGGGUACCAUAUACUGUUCUGGCUAAUGUUCUAGACUAUCCGGCCGUUAUCAUUCCGUAUCGAAAGGCCAACAAGGCCGACGAUGCCAAGUAUCUAAGAGAUGUUAAUUACCGACGGGCUUAUCUCCCAGAUGAGAUUGAAGGUGCGCCAUGCGCGGUGCAGGUCUUGGGUAGAACUAUGCGGGAGGAGGAGCUGCUUCGUGAUGCUGUUACUAUUGCAGAGGUUUUGGGUGUAUAGUGUUGUUCUAGCCCGGUGCAUCCGGUGCAGGUGGCAAUUCGAGCACGACUUGUGGCAAGUUAAAAAUAGACCAGUUUGUUAUGGAGGCUGUGAAUGUGAGG